GGCUGCGCCUCCCGAAGGUGGCACGCGCACAAAAAUAGCGCGAAAGUAGGUUGAAUUCCGUUUAGGUGCACCUUCGAGGUAUUUCUGGGCUUCCGGGUGGAGACGGAAGGAAAUUCAUUUUGCAAAGCGCACGCGAAACCAGGUGGUGUGCCUGGCGAGGAGCAAGAGAGAACAGUUUGCCGUGACGAGCGGAAGCGUUGGGAUGACGAGCGCGCGCGAUGAGUGAUCCAAAGACGCCCUCGAGGCGUGAAAUAUUCCCCCGGACGACCCGGAAGCCAGAUACAUCGCGAAGUUUUACACCAAAAAUCCCAUCAAUUCGUGUAAUUAAAUCCCACAAUGUGGCAAAACGCCGCCCCGAGAGCCCAUUGGAGUCAUCAUCGGACGAUGGGGAGGAAGAAGUUCCCCUGAGGAGGCGGAAGGAACUCCCAGCUGGACUUUUCUGUACGGGAUUCUCCGAUUCCACAUGCCAGUGCAAUAAUCUCGAAACACUCCCUGUGCGCACAAAACUCCCUGGUGAGUCACGACGAUGUAUCUCCACGGAGAGACUCAAUGAGCUGCGAAAGCGUGCCCAGGAAGCCCAGAGAAAUCAUCGUGUCUUCACAAUUCGCGGGUGCUUCUACACCGUACGUAAGGCACUCCUGCAGCGUGGUUGGGUGGAGAAACUCGAUGUUCAUCGACGUGCUUCUAUGCCGUGCAACAUAACAAUUGAAGAUAUGCUCCAUCAGCUUCCAUCACGUCGUGCUGGUGAAUCCCGCAGGCAAUAUCUCAUCAAAUGUGAGAGGAAUAUCUUGUCGAGAUUCCUCGAAUAUACACCAGUGGAUUUCCUUUGGACUGCCCGCAAGGAAAAAGCAGAUUGGAUCGAUAUGGCACGCAAUCCUGCUCUUUUGAUCAAUAAAUUCCACAAAGUUCCCUUCACCACAAAGGAGGGUCUCUGCUCAAGCCUUCGGGAUUUUCACUGGUUCUACGAGGAUGGCAUUGCCGAGACAUACUACCCAAGGUGCUUCAAUGUAUGGAAUCCCGAUGAGUUGAAUGAUUUUAUCGAUGAUUUCCGCCUCACGGGCUGCAUGGGGCUACUCAAGUGGCUUGCUCAGACCUACAGGGAGCAGGGUCUACCAGCUGUAGCCUCAUCCACGGGUACUGUCCCCAUAACAUGUGUUCACUUUGCCGUAAAACGUUGUCGGGAAUUUGUGGACUUUUGCCAACAUCGCGACAUUGAUUGCCCGGAUGAGAAUUUAAAAAUUUGGGAACACGACUGGGAUGUCUUUCUCACGCAUCACUACCUCGUGACACAUGAGAAUGCCAAGCUUCUGGACACCGAAGGUGAUCCAGUUGAUUCCUACAUUUCACUCGUGGAGAAACUCCUCAGGGAUGUUGAGCAUUUCUGGCCACAAUAUGGGGCAGAUGGGUUUCGGAAUAUUUGGAUUGUUAAGCCAGGCAAUCGUUGUCGUGGUCGUGGAAUUCUCCUCAUGAAUAACAUUAAAAAAAUCAUCUCACUCGUGAAUCCUCCGACAAUCACUAAGACACGCUACGUUGUACAGAAGUACAUGGAACGACCCCUAACCAUCCACAACACAAAAUUCGACAUCAGGCAGUGGUUUCUCAUUACCAGUGUUCAACCCCUUGUGAUUUGGAUGUACAAGGAGAGUUACCUGCGUUUCAGCUCUCAGGAGUACAAUCUUCUCAACUACCACGAAUCCGUGCACCUCACAAAUCACGCAAUACAGAAGAAGUACGUCAAUGGGCAUCGUGAUGAGAGACUUCCGCAGGAGAAUAUGUGGGAUUGCCACACAUUCCAAGCCUAUUUGCGAAUGAUUGGGAAACUCGAAUUGUGGGAGGAGAGAAUCUAUCCGGGAAUGCAGAGGGCCAUCAUUGGAUCAAUGCUGGCAUCGCAGGACAAUAUGGAUCGCAGACCCAAUACAUUUGAACUAUUUGGAGCGGAUUUUAUGGUCUCCGAAGAUUUCUAUCCAUGGCUCAUUGAGAUAAAUUCCUCCCCAGAUUUAGGAUCAACAACUAGUGUCACAGCACGAUUGUGCCCGCAGUGCUUGGAAGAUACGGUCAAAGUGAUCAUCGAUCGAAGAAAUGAUGCAAAAGCUGAUACUGGAGCAUUUGAACUAAUCUACCGCCAAACAAUCCCACCAGCACCUGCCUAUAUGGGUUUGAAUCUCUUCCUAAAGGGUCAACAACUCCUCACUAAAGGAACCUCCUCGAGACGCCAACCAGAGUCAUCGAAACUUCGUGAAGAUUUGCGAAUCAUCCCUCGUCCCAUUCGUACACCAAAUCCCCAACCAGCAGCCAAUUCUGGGAUUGUUACCACUCAGGGACCCUUUAUUAUGGAUCUAAUGGAUUGUCUCAAUCUUAAACCCCAUCAGCAGGUAGCGCCGAAAACAAGAAAAACAUCCCCAUCGGCAAUCCUAAAGAAAACUUCCAAGACCAGCCGUGGCACUCAAUCAUCCAGUACGCGAGUUAACAGCAACCGGAAGGCACCACAAGCUGAACAAAAACCACCCAAAAUUGACUCUCAACGUCGUCAUGCAAGCUGUGGCCCACGCAUUGUGGUUGUGCAGGAAGAACAACCCCCUACGGACAACACGAAGGGAACCCCGAAAGAAAUUGCCUGCAUUGGAAAUCGCUAUUGCCCCGAAAAAUUGGAAUCAACCUCCACUCCUACAUCUUCACGACCACCAAUCCAGGAGAGUACCAUCUUCAAGUCAAAGAGCGCCAGCAAUAUCUUCACCAAACUCAAAAGCACCUCCUCAGUGAAUCAAAAGUUAUUAAGCGGUGGGAAUCUCUCACCAUACCGCAAUCUGACGAAAUCCUCGACGCUGGGAAAGCGCGAUGAUGAUAACUACUGCUCCCACUUCUUUGCCGUGGGACUCAGCUUACGCGCCUGGCGAGCCAAAUACAACAAAAUCUUCAAUUCACAGAAGGAAAACCUACCGACGCCACUUAUAAAGAGCUGCAGUCCCAAACCCCAUGGAAGUAACCAUCCCAAAGUCAUACCACAAGUUCCGGAUUUGAAAGUUCAGGAGUAAAAGAGACAUUCCUGGCCACUCGUAUAUGGCGCAUAGAGACGCAUUUAAUUUUUUUUAAAAGUUUUAUCAAAUCUCAUAUUAGAAUUAUCAUGCCAAUAUGUUAUAUUUUGUCGCAAUUUGAUAAAUCGAUGCAGAAGUCUCUCAAUCUUCUUCAAUAUCGCAACAUAAACACCCACAAUUUCGCUCCUCGCUGUAGUAAAUACACUACCCGCCAAAAGUUUCCAAACAAGCAAACAUGGCGUAUUUAGGACACGAAUUUUUAACCUCAAAGACCUCAAACCUUGAGCUUAAUUUUCUAUUGUAAAGAAAACAUUUUUUUCCGGAUUUUCUUUUGACGAACUUGUAAAAUGAAGUGGCCUACACAAUGUGUCGGAAAAGCAGAACAAGAGAUAUGGCUCUUAGAACUUUUUGAAUUCAAGAAAGAU
Lutzomyia longipalpis is the source of this 3457-nucleotide messenger RNA. Its product is annotated as tubulin glycylase 3A-like. The transcript is spliced from 3 exons. The record is from RefSeq and is a predicted model, not a curated record. Gene Ontology annotation, molecular function: protein-glycine ligase activity, initiating. Gene Ontology annotation, biological process: protein polyglycylation; cilium assembly; cilium movement. Gene Ontology annotation, cellular component: cilium. Lineage: Eukaryota; Metazoa; Arthropoda; Insecta; Diptera; Psychodidae. The coding region runs from base 219 to 3032 and encodes 937 amino acids.